This is a messenger RNA of Betta splendens (Siamese fighting fish), 2656 nucleotides long. Its product is annotated as arfaptin-1-like. The transcript is spliced from 8 exons. The record is from RefSeq and is a predicted model, not a curated record. Gene Ontology annotation, molecular function: protein domain specific binding; phospholipid binding. Gene Ontology annotation, biological process: intracellular protein transport; regulation of Arp2/3 complex-mediated actin nucleation. Lineage: Eukaryota; Metazoa; Chordata; Actinopteri; Anabantiformes; Osphronemidae. Gene Ontology annotation, cellular component: trans-Golgi network membrane. Bases 188 to 1186 code for a protein of 332 amino acids.
CCUGGUGGAGUUAAAACCAGAAACCAGUUCCGGGUGUCUUGACUUUCCGCUGCUGAAGCGUUUCAACUUUUCUGUUUCCAGUUUCAAAACAUGUGAAAGUGAAGUUCAACCGACAGAAAAGAAAAGCUGCGCGUGAAGGAAGUGGGAAAAGCAGGAGUUGGUUUGAAUCCGCGAAGGGCAGAAGAGGAUGGAGCAGAGUCCAGGCUCUGACGGCUCCAGCGUCUCAGAGGAACCGUCUCCUCCCAGGGAAACCAACAGUCGGAGCGACCACACCGACAGUGGAGCCACUUCCAGUCCAGAUGAAGCCAGUGCAGAGGUCCCAGAGGAGGAAGAGGAGGCAGAGCCGAGUGAAGACCCUCCAGUAUCUCCAGUGACACCACCCACACUGGGACCAGUGGUUGUCCAGGGCAACAACAAGAGCUCGGCCAGUGAGAAGCUGCAGCAAGUUCGCAAGUGGAGCAUCACCGCGUAUAAGUGCACCAGACAGGCGCUGGCGGAGAAGCUGGGCCGCGGCUCCCGCACCGUGGACCUGGACCUGGGGCCCCGUCUGGACGUGCUCAAAGAUGACAGGCAGCGGUACGACAACAUGACCAAGCUGGCUCAGACGCUGGCCAAUCAGAUCGGCCAGUUCACCGUUACCCAGAAGACCCUGGGGGACGCCUUCGCCGAGCUGAGCGUCAAGACGCCGUCGCUGCACCUGGAGUUUGGUGUGAACGCCGACGCUCAGAGGUUCGUGUCCAAGAGCGGCGACGCUCUGGUGGAGGCCAUCAACUCCUUCAUAUCAGACAUGGACACGCUGGUGAACAAAACCAUGGAGGACACCAUGAUCAACGCCAAGCAGUACGAGGCGUCCAGGAUUGAGUACGACGCGUACCGGGUCGACCUGGAGGAGCUGAACCUGAAGCCCAGAGACGACUCCACUCUGCCCAAACUGGAGCAGGCCCAGAAGGUGUUCCAGGACCAGAGGGAGCAGUAUCUGAGGAUCAGAGACGACCUGUCUGUCAAAGUCAAGCUCCUGGAGGAGAACAGGGUCAAAGUCCUGCAUAACCAGCUUUGGCUGCUCCACAGCGCUGUGGCCGCUCACAGUCUGUCGUGUCACAGCUUCCUGCAGCACAACAUGCAGCGCGUGGACGGGGACCUGAGCAACGCCAGCGUGGACGCCCCCUCCUGGCUGGAGGACAGUUGACAGGGCCGCGCUGACCACGGCAGGAGGGGGGUGCACAGGGCGGCGGGUUUGGUUUUAGAAUUGACCGCUUGAUGUGAAAAUCUGAAACAGGUAAAUGUAUUGAUGGCAGGCUGAAAAGUGGGAUUUUGCUGCAGAAAUAGGAGCGUAAAUGUUUGUUUGUUUGAUGACUGGACUUCCUGGCUCUCACUGCCAGGUCUCAUAAUGUUGUGAAACCCAAUGUACUGUAUGUCUAAGUUUACAUUUCAAGGGUUCAUAUCUAUUUGUAUAAAGGGAUGUAUGGGAGCUGUUCUCAGCUACAGUGCUUUGACCUCUGACCUGCCUGACGAGCGCACGCUCACAUGCCACGUAGCCCUCCUGGAUUUCUUUCCUAUGUCUCCAUGUGUUGGGAGUAAAUCCACUAAUCCUCCGUGAGGCACUAAGCCUUUCUUUGAACUUAAAAAUCCUGUGCCAGCAGUCAGGAACCACAGCAGCUCAGAGUCACCAACCACCACCUACAGACAGCUUCUCCAGCAGCUGCUCAGCUUUUGUCUCUGAACUGAUUGCAGAAUGAUGUAAAUAUGAAGCCCACCAGUUACUGCACUACUGGACCAGUCUCUCUAAGUGCAGACUGAUACCAUUCUGUAUGUUGACAACUUCUUCACCUUUGUUGGUGUAGAAAGAUGCAAAUCAUUAACCAAAGUUUAGUUACGGUGUCUAAUUAAAGGCUAUAUUGUUAUUGUCUGUCCACUACACUACAUAAUGGGACCAUUAACAUGGCUGUAUAAUGGGACCAGUAUCCAGCCAGGCUCAGAUUAUUCAACCUGAUGCUGAACGCUUCAUUGGACAAGGUUUGGUGAAGUUGAUGGUGGUGUUUAUGUUAAAUAGUUCUGCAUUUGUUUACAUGAAAUGUAACAUCAAACACAACAACUAUGCAGUUACUAGUUAUCUAUUUUGUGCAAUAAUGUCCCCAAAGUCCUCUUCACCUGUAAAGGGACAUUUCCAUCCACUGGCCACUUUAUUAGGAACAGGACACCGGGUGCUGUCGGUUCCAGCAGCGCCUCCACGCUGACUUCUCAUCUUCACUUCACCUGCAGCGUCUGCAGUGGUGGUGGAGUAAAGUCACUUUAAGAGGCUUCUAGUGUUUACGUGUGGUCACCUGUACCUAAUAAAGUGGCCUGUGAGUUCACAUUGCCCGUCUGAUUCCUGCGUUUCUGUCGUGUGGUCAUUACUGACUGUAUCAACCCGCUGAGGAACGUUUGGCGUUUUCUGGUGGGGAUUUCUGUCUGCAGCAGUGGUUUUAGCCUCCUGCCUUUCCUCCAACAGACCGAUCACAGGUUGAUAACGGAUGGUUGUAAAAUCCUGUAGACAUGGACAGCAGACCCUGGAUCAGUGAGAAGCCAACAUGCAUCAAAACAAGGAGCUAAAGGGAGUUUAUGAAACAAUGACCAAAGUAUUUUAAAGCAUGUCAAUAAAGAAUGAUACAACACAAAG